GGCCGGCGGAAGGAGCCCGGAGUGGUGAGGCAGCCGAGGCGAGGUCGCGGUUGUUCGCCCUCAGGGUCCUUGCGGGGAAGGAGGCUAGGAAGCGGCCGGAGUCCCCCGCGGGCAUCCCUCCCCAGCCUCGCAGUCCACGAUGGCGGAGCCCGAGUUGCUGCUGGACUCCAACAUCCGCCUCUGGGUGGUCCUGCCCAUCGUCUUCAUCACCUUCUUCGUGGGCAUGAUCCGCCACUACGUGUCCAUCCUACUGCAGAGCGAUAAGAAGCUCACCCAGGAGCAGGUGUCCGACAGUCAAGUCUUAAUUCGAAGUAGAGUCCUCAGGGAAAAUGGAAAAUACAUUCCCAAACAGUCUUUCUUGACACGAAAGUAUUAUUUCAACAACCCUGAGGAUGGAUUUUUCAAAAAAACGAAGAGGAAGGUGGUGCCUCCAUCUCCUAUGACAGAUCCUACCAUGCUCACAGACAUGAUGAAAGGAAAUGUAACAAAUGUACUUCCUAUGAUUCUUAUUGGUGGAUGGAUCAACAUGACUUUCUCAGGAUUUGUAACAACAAAGGUUCCAUUUCCUCUGACCCUCCGAUUUAAACCCAUGCUACAGCAAGGAAUUGAAUUGCUCACUUUAGAUGCAUCCUGGGUGAGUUCUGCAUCCUGGUACUUCCUCAAUGUGUUUGGACUGCGAAGCAUUUAUUCCCUGAUUCUGGGCCAAGACAAUGCUGCAGACCAGUCUCGAGUGAUGCAGGAGCAGAUGACAGGAGCAGCAAUGGCCAUGCCUGCAGACACCAACAAAGCUUUUAAGACCGAGUGGGAAGCCUUGGAGCUCACUGAUCAUCAGUGGGCACUAGAUGAUGUUGAAGAAGAGCUAAUGGCCCAGGAUCUCCACUUUGAAGGCAUGUUCAGAAAGGAGCUGCGGACAUCUCUUUUUUGAAUGCUCAGGCGGUAGUAAACCAACACUGGCAUCUCCAGCGUACUGCUGGGGUUCGAAGAAGUCGAAAGAGUUUUUUUGUUUGUGUUUGAAAAGCUUAGAAUAAAGAAGAGCAUGGACUGGACACCUAAGUAGGGCCUGUUUGUGUCUGAAUUUGUCUCCCAUUUUUGUUUGAAGUCACAAGAAGUAAAGCCUUUCACGUGAUGCAGGGGAGAACUGUUUUAAAAAACAACUUAUUUUCCAGCUUACAUCUCUGGUAAUAGCAGUCAGUAAGAAGGGAAAGCCAGAUAGUGAGAGCAUAAACAAAUAGCGAGAUUGAACAUUUGCCAGAAAGGUGCCAUUUCUCAGUAAAUAACAUUAGGUGCAGCUGAUCUUUUUCUAGAGUCCAAAGAACUUUGAAGUCUUUUCUUUUGGUCCUCCAGUGACUAGAGCUCACAUUUUGUGGCACAUUACAGUUUACAAAGUACUUAUGAGGUCAGGCAUGCCAGCAAUAGCUAUUGCCCCCAUUUUGCCAGGAUAGACUACAGGGACUUGGUACUUUUUCCCCAGGUUGUGCAGCCACGAUGGGGGGCCAGGUCUUCUGAUCCCCACCCCCAUUGUUCUGAUCAGCAGCUUACUGGAAGCCACAGUUUCUGGAAUGUGUCAAGGAAUCAGCCCCACCUUCUACAUCUACAGUGAAAAUUGGUAUCCAUGGUGAUGCCAUGCCCCCACCCUCACCCCUCCACCCCUGUUCUGAUGUGCCUUCUGAAUCAUCAAGGGCAGCUUCAGUGAUGGUCAGUCUUCUCCUAGUGCUGAGUGGAUUUUAUUGCAAUCCAACUUUUUGGAAAUUUAUAAUCUGUGCCCUCUAUUAUGACUCUUGAUCAAACCACUCUGUUCCCUGGGGAUUAUUGUAAAUAAAUAGCAAUUUACUGCUUGAUAUAGUGACCUGGGCAGUUGCUGAUUUCAUUUUAUCCAGACACACAUUAUGGGCUGAGCAGUGGUCAUUUUAUUUGGUUAAAUGUAAUAGAGGAAGCAGUUUGUGUUGUUUUUACACCGUGGUGAACCCCUUCAUGUGAUGAGAACUGUAACUAGUCAAAACCUAACCAUGUCUACAAAUUAAACAAACUGAGCUCUUU
Messenger RNA from Vombatus ursinus (common wombat), 2037 nucleotides. It is a transcript of the gene EMC3, whose product is annotated as ER membrane protein complex subunit 3. Lineage: Eukaryota; Metazoa; Chordata; Mammalia; Diprotodontia; Vombatidae. Gene Ontology annotation, cellular component: EMC complex; membrane. The record is from RefSeq and is a predicted model, not a curated record. Gene Ontology annotation, biological process: protein folding in endoplasmic reticulum. Bases 140 to 925 code for a protein of 261 amino acids. The transcript has 8 exons.